This is a messenger RNA of Coregonus sp. 'balchen', 19005 nucleotides long. The record is from the annotation of a GenBank genome assembly. Lineage: Eukaryota; Metazoa; Chordata; Actinopteri; Salmoniformes; Salmonidae.
AUGGUGAAGCACCAACCCUUGCAGCAGGUCUAUGAGAAGCAGCUGUGCUUGUCCUUCCUCACUGGGAUCUAUGGCUGCCGCUGGAAACGCUACCAGCGUUCCCAUGACAACAGCUCCAAGGUGAGAGACAAGACUUCUGCAAAUGUCACAAGAUGUUCUGUUGUGGACAAAUGAUGGGUGUAUUUGUACGUUCUCUUCUUGUACCAAUCAGUGGAAUGUCUGAGAGCUAGAUAGUCCUGACCUUUAAAUGCACCUGCUGGCAACAUGCCUGAAUUUGUUACGGAGGACCACUCUUGUCCUCAAUCAGUCAAAUGACUUAUUAUUAAAGGGAGUGAUGUACAGAGAGACCUCUCGUCUUGUCUCCUCUCAUCGCCUCUCCUCUCCUGUACUGAUGCCCUUUCACUCACCUAAACAAACUGAGACAAACGGAUGCCCCUUUAAGAAGUAAAACAUAUAUAACCAGUACUGAAUGACUGUAAGACAUAAUAUCUAUUUACCCACAUGGAUUGAGGCCCAAACAGGGAAUCUGUGCUAAUGCUGCAUGGCUGGAAAGCCUGCGUUAAUAUAGCUUGCGUUAAAUAACUAGGCUUUGAGCUCAAUAGAAAACGCUUUGGAUCUCCUCAUCUGACAUUUACUGAGCAGCAUGAGACCACAAAACAUCAAUGGUAAUGAUGAGUUACCGAUAUAGGGAUUGAUACACCUUCACAAGCACAGUUUGUGUGCAUGUGUGUGGGUGUGUGUGUUUGUGUCUGUGCGUGUGUGUGUGUGUGUCCGUGUACAGGAUGUAGAACAAAAGUGGGCUAGCCUGUUUAUUAGGCUGUCAUUAGCAUUACUGCAGCAUACCUGAUUUAGCUCCAAGUACCAAAGUGGAAUCAAUAUGUUUAAACCAGAAUGAUCUUUCAUGAACUGGUUACCGUCUGAUGUUAGGUUUUAAUGGUCCGGCUACUUUGAGAUUUAAGUGUAAGCAAUGAAAAGCUUGGUAAACGUCAGCAGCUGUGUUGAGCUAAAUUAUAAAACCAGCCUUGCUCUCAGUGGACAGUUUUGCAACACUUUGCUUUGCUUUUAUUUUAGGUCACUGGCAUGAAAGUAGGUAUUUGGGCUGUGUAGGGCUAGGGGCAGUGAGUGGCUUUGGCAACAGUAGUAAAAAUGUCACUACACAACAGAAGUCUGUUAAUUGAAGAACUGCCUUGUUCAGACAACGAGUGACAUAUGAUUUUCCAACACUGAUAGUGAGAUUAACGCUGCGGCAGAGGCUUGUUUGUAAGCAAAACAAAGCCAGGAGACGUAUCACCUGCAUGGAAAGAACAGUGAAAAAAAUAAACUUGACUGAGAUACAGUAACCUGACACGUGUGAGAUGGGGCACAACAAUAUCAGUCUGCCAGGCAAGAGCCUGCCAGUAUGACCUCUACCUUGGAUAUAUGCUUCCUAGAGAAAAAUAACAUAUUAUAAGCCUUAUAAUAAGACAUUAUAGUUCAUAGGCGUUUAUAACAAUUAAUAAAGUGUUAAACCUGUCAGCUUUCUGUAAAAUGUUACCAUGUACUGUAUAUUCUUGUCUAGAAGGGGGCAGAGUGUAGAGUGAGUAGUGUGCAUUGGUAUAGAGCAGGGGUUCUUAAACCUUCUGAAACCUUUUCAGCUCCAGACCCAAAUGAGGAAUUCACUGUCCUACUGUGACUCAAAUCAUCCUCCAACAACCCAAAUUAAGAAGAAAUAGUGUGUGAUUAUAGAUGUAUUUUAAUAACCUGUGACACACCUCUCACAUGCCCAGGGCCCACUUUGGUUCCUGACCCAUAGUUUAAGAAACCCUGGUAUAGAGGUCAGUGUGUACUAUAACACUCAACUCAUUUUAAAGGGCUAGCAGGACACAGUUCUGCCCAUCCAGCAUUGAAACCUUAUCAUACCUCAGGAAUAAUUGAAAAGUUUUCCAUUUGUCUGAUUCUGUUCUGGAGGCCCUGAAAAUAGGUAAAACCUCUUCAUACACAAAUAAAGCGACAGACAGACAGACAGACAGACAGACAGGCAGGCAGGCAACUUAUCCAUUGCAUUCAACCUACAGGAAAGCUUUAUUAUAGCUACCGUCCUUGUAAAAUUGUUCAGUUUAUCCAAUAGAAUACUUUUAAAAAUGUCAUAUUAUUAAAUGUAACUCAAAUGAUAUUUUCUGUAAAUAAUGGUCUGUAUUAGUGAGGAUUAACCGAACUUUGCUCAUUGUAAAGUAUUAGGUUUAUGGCAGGCAUUGGUAGCCAUAAGCUUGGUGUAGAAGUCAAUGGGGUGUUUUAAUAUAAUGCUUCUACCCAGACUCCCAGCUGUGUGUGAUGCAGACUGGAGUAUCAGAGCCACUCCUGCUGUUCUUUAACUUGUCAUUGGACUACAAAACCCGAGUAGGUUGUUCAUAAAUUUGGCCAUUUAGCACGCCUGCUUUCCCUUUCUCCAUUUACAAAGCAGAAUGCAGUCACUCACAUUCACACUCACACACACACACACACACACACACACACACACACGUGCACACUCAUGCACACAGACAUUCAUAUCAUCCACAUACACAUCAAUGAGAUUCACAUGUACAUCCCUACACAUACUAAAUGCAACUCUCUUACAAUACCUAUCUCUCUGACUCUUAUUGUUAGAGUUCAUUCUGAUAUUGACUUGACCAUUGAGAUAGUACUGCUGUGAUUCCCAGUCCUGAGUUGACACCCCUGUGUUUGUAUAUCAUUGCUUUCUUGUCUGGUACUUAGUGGUAUUACUUUGAGUGGUAGGCUGGUAUUUCUCAGAACCAGAUUACCUCUGUCCUGCUCUUCAAGCCAAUAGAGAACUUUGUAAUUAAUGACCUAGAAAUGCUUUCGCUCAAGACUUGUGGCGGGUGAUUUGGAUGGAGUCAGGCGCAGGAGGGUAAAUCAAAGAAUAAAUGGUUUAAGACAGCGGUGAUGACGAAACGCCAAAGCCUGCCCGAACAAGGAGAGUAGGCAGCUUUUGAGGAAGUCGUGACAGUACCCCCCCCCCCCCCCCCCCCCCCCUCCUGACACGCAGCUCCAGCAGCGCGCCGACACCGGCUUCGGGGACGGCCAAGAGGACGCGGAGCAGGGCGAGCCGGAUGGCGACGGUGGAAAUCCCGCAACAGGGAGGGAUCGAGGACAUCCCUCACCGCUUCUCCGGACCGUACCCCUUCCACACCACGAGGUACUGAAGGCCCCCCACCCGACGCCUCGAAUCCAGGAUGGAACUGACGGAGUACGCCGGGGCCUCCUCGAUGUCCAGAGGGGGCGGAGGGACCUCCCGCACCUCAGACUCCUGGAGCGGACCAGCCACCACCGGCCUGAGGAGAGACACGUGAAACAAGGGGUUAAUACGGUAAUCAGGAGGGAGUAGUAACCUAUACGUAACCUCGUUUCUUCUCCUCAGGACUUUGAACGGCCCAACAAACCGCGGGCUCAACUUCCGGCAGGGCAGGCGGAGGGGCAGAUUCCGGGUCGAGAGCCAGACCUGAUCACCCGGUACAAAGAGUGGGGCCUCACUGCGGUGGCGGUCAGCGCUGGCCUUCUGGCGACGCACGGCGCGCUGGAGGUGGAUGUGGGCAGCGUUCCACGUCUCCUCUGUGCGCCGAAACCAGUAAUCUACCGCAGGAGCUUUGGUCUGGCUCUGAUGCCACGGUGCCAGGACCGGCUGAUAACCUAAAACACAUUGAAAUGGAGAUAGGUUAGUGGAAGAGUGGCGGAGAGAGUUCUGGGCAUAUUCGGCCCAUGGCAAGAACACCGACCACUCCCCCGGCCGGUCCUGGCAGUAGGACCGCAGGAACCUACCCACAUCCUGAUUCACCCGUUCCACCUGCCCAUUAGACUCGGGGUGAAACCCAGAGGUCAGGCUGACCGAGACCCCCAGACGUUCCAUGAAUGCCUUCCAGACCCUGGAUGUAAACUGGGGACCCCGGUCAGACACUAUGUCCUCUGGCACCCUGUAGUGCCGGAAGACAUGAGUAAACAGGGCUUCUGCAGUUUGGAGGGCCAUGGGGAGACUGGGCAGAGGAAGGAGGCGGCAGGCUUUAGAAAAGCGGUCCACAACAACCAGGAUGGUGGUGUUACCCUGAGAGAGGGGAAGAUCAGUGAGGAAGUCAAUUGACAAGUGGGACCAUGGCGGUUGUGGAACUGGUAAGGGAUGUAACUUACCCGCUGGGAGGUGCCUAGGUGCCUUACUCUGGGUGCACACCGAGCAGGAGCAGACAUUCACCCUCAUGUCCUUAGCCAAAGUAGGCCACCAGUACUUCCCAGUCAGGCAGCGCGCUAUACGGCCGAUACCUGGGUGACCAGAGGAGGGAGACGUGUGUGCCCAAUAGAUAAGACGGUCACGGACAAGAGACGGCAAGUACCGCAGCCCAGCUGGGCACUGAGUUGGAGAUGGCUCUGUGCGUAACGCCCGCUCUAUGUCCGUGUCCACCGCCCACACUACCGGUGCCACAAUGCAGGAGGCCGGGAGUAUGGGGGUGUUGUCUAUGGGCCUCUCCUCUGUGUCCUACAGACGUGACAGCAUGUCUGCCUUCACAUUCUUAGUACCUGGUAUGUAUGACAACGUGAAAUCAAACCGGGUGAAGAACAAGGCCCACCUGGCCUGGCGAGGGUUCAGUCUCCUCGCUGCCCGGAUGUACUCCAGGUUACGGUGGUCAGUCCAGACGAGGAAAGGGUGUUUCGCCCCCUCGAGUCAGUGCCUCCACGCGGUCAGUGCUCUGACAACAGCCAACAGCUCCCGAUAACCAACGUCGUAGUUCUGCUCCGCCGGGCUGAGAUUCUUAGAGAAGAAGGCACAGGGGCGGAGCUUGCAUCGCAGUGCUAACUGUGCCACUAGAGAUCCUGGUUCGAAUCCAGGCUCUGUCGCAGCCGGCCGCGACCGGGAGACUCAUGGGCGGCGCACAAUUGGCCCAGCGUCGUCCAGGGUAGGGGAGGGAAUGGCCGGCAGGGAUGUAGCUCAGUUGAUAGAGCAUGGCGUUUGCAACGCCAGGGUUGUGGGUUCGAUUCCCACGGGGGGCCAGUAUAAAAAAAAUAUGUAUUCACUAACUGUAAGUCGCUCUGGAUAAGAGCGUCUGCUAAAUGACUAAAAUGUAAAAAAAAAUGUAAUGUAAAAUGUGCCCGAGCUUUGGGAUAGGACAGCACCUAUCCCUACCUCGGACGCAUCCACCUCCACUACGAAUGGUAAUGAUGGAUCGGGAUGGGCCAGUACUGGGGCUGAGGUGAACAGAGCCCUCAGGUUACUGAAAUCCCUGUCAGCCUCAGCAGACCAGCGGAGCCGGGACGGCCACCCUUCAACAGAGAGGUGAUGGGAGCUGCAACCUUGCCAAAGCCCCGGAUAAACCUCAGAUAGUAAUUGGCAAACCCAAUAAAGCGCUGCACCUCCUUUACCGUGGUUGGAGUCGGCCAAUUACGCACGGCUGAAAUGCGGUAUCCCUCCAUCUCCACACCUGAGGUGGUGAUGUGGUAUCCGAGGAAGGAGAUGAACUGUUGGAAGAACAGACACUUUUCUGCCUUGGCAUACAGGUCAUGCUCCAACAGUCGGCCCAGCACUCUGCGAACCAGGGACACAUGCUGCACCUGAAUCGACCAGCGCCUUACACUGGGGAACUACCGUGUAAUCAGGGAAGUUGACAUGUAUGGUGAAGUGCGCAGCAGAGGGAUCUGAACGAGUGUGGGUUUGCGCUACCAGGGGUGACGCGAGAGUGCCCUGCCUGCCGCCUCCAGACCCAGAAGAACUCUGACGACAGCGUGCAGCAGAGUGUCCUCUCUUGCCACAAGAGUGACACUGGAGCUGUCGUCCUUCGUUCUCCCAGAUUGCUGCACCACCCAGCUCCAUCGGAACGUAAUCCGGGUUGAAGGGGGGUGAAACGGGCAGGCACCUUCUAGGACGUCCUUUUGAAGCCAGCAGGUUGUCCAAAUGGAUGGCCAUGUCCACCAGCUGGUUGAACAUCAACGUGGUAUCCCGGCAGGCUAGCUCCCUUCGGACAUACUCUCGCAGGCAGCACCGGAUGUGGUCGAUGAGGGCCUGCUCGUUCCACCCGGACCCAGCCACUAGAGUUCUAAUCUCCAGGGCAAAGUCCUGCGCGGUCCUCGUCCCCUGCCUCAGAUGGACCUCCCCGUAGUUGUCCAAUGCGUCUCCUCCUUCACUCCAGACCGCGUUGGCCCACUUCAGGGCUUACCCCGAGAGGCAGGAGACGAGGGCGGACACCUUCUCCCACUCCGAUGGAAUUGAGCUGAUGGCAGAAAAAUAGAGGUCCAGCUGCAGGAGGAAUCCCUGGCAGCGGGCAGCUGUCCCGUCAUACUCCCUCGGUCGGGAUAGGUGAAUCCCUCUGGUUGCUGGGGUGUGGGUGGCUGGAUCCGGUCUCUCAGCUGGUCCCAAAGGGUCGGGUCCUCUCCAGGCGUUGGACGACCUGGAGAACCCGAUCCAUCACUUCGCCCAAGCUGGCUAGCAUGUUGGAAUGCUCCCGGACCCGCUCCACGACUCCAGGCAUAUUCCCGUCUCCUGCUGACUCCAUGCUUCAGAUGUGUGAUUCUGUGGCGGGUGAUUUGGACAGAGUCAGGCGCAGGAGGGUAAAUCACAGAAUAAAUGGUUUAUUCGGUAAGACAUCGGUACGCAGCAAUGCGUAAAACACUCCAGUGCGGUAUUACAGCGCACUGGAGACAACAAGGCACACGGGUGAAUAUCCCGGCGAUACAAAAUACAAUAUAGCUCCACCGAGCUAUAGUAACCUCCACAAUAAACAAUCACACACAAAGACAUGGGGGGCAGAGGGAAUACUUAUACAGGUACUGAUGAGGGGAUAUGAACCAGGUGUGUGUAAUAAACAAGACAAAACAAAUGGAAUGAUAAGAUGAGGAGCGGCAGUGGCUAGAAGGCCGGUGACGACGAACGCCUAAGCCUGCCCGAACAAGGAGAGGAGGCAGCUUCGGAGGAAGUCGUGACAAGACUAGCACACCAUAAAGCAACCCAUGCUGAACAGGUUACAUUUCCAGCUGGAGUUGGACAUAUGAUUCUUGGCUCCAUCAGUUAUCAUUGAGAGACAAAUUAUAUUUGUACUAUUUUUAUGUAUGUAUUUCCAUGUAGUACCACACACCUGGUAUGGCAAAAUCCAUAGGAUAACAAGUGUGCAUAGUACUGUAUCAUACAGAGGUGAGAUGUACACGGUCUGUCUGAGGAGGUUUGCCGGAAAUGCUAGGCAGUCAUUCUGUUUCUCUGACUAAGCUACUUCAUUGUGAUUAAUCAGUAUUCUUCUCAGUAGAUGAAACACUGUGGUAGGGCUGCACUGUCUAUCAGGGUUAUAAUUAGCAGGCUGUGAAGACGUUAGAGAGGGAAGGAGAAGGAAGCCAAGGAACAGUCUGGAGGAGGAAGUGAUGGGAUUAGAAGGAUGUCAGGAUUAGACGUCAUCAUCUUGGUGACAAUGACACUGUACUAAAGACUGACUUCCUGUAUCCUCGAUGACAGUCCUGUAUUGUGGUUGGUUAUGGUUGUGUCUGAAAUGGCCCCACUAUAGAAUGACUUCCUCUGUGACUGGCUGUGUGAACUGGGCUGGGUGAUGUAUCUGAGCUAGAGGCAAAAAAAGACCACACCUGGAAAGGUGAAUAGAUGCCUGCAAAAUGAUACAUUUCAAGCUCUGUAUAGGGAAGCUUCCUGUUUGCCCAGUAUGACUGGGGGUACCUAAGGACCAGAGUUGAGAAACAGUAAAGUAUGCUAAUGUGCGCUUAGUGUUGUUUGUCCAGUGGGAGAGUGUUUGCAGUGAAACUUAAGAAAGUUAACUCUGAGCCACAUCAUCCUUCUAUUUAUAAACCAGUAACCACAGAUGGUCUAUGGAGCUCAGGGAGAAGAACCAGGCUGGGCUCACUGGCUGGACUUUUCAGGAACUACUGUGUGGAUAUUUCUACCCCCUUGGGUUUUAAGGGUGUGUGAGAGGUAUGAUCACCCACUGUAAUGUGUUGUCUGCUAAAGGUGCAGAAAAUAUCCUUCUCUCCCAGCACUAGCUAACUUCCUGAAUUAACGGAAUUGAAAAUUAAAUUCACUCCAACCCUGCUUUAGAAAUAUUCCUCCAACUGUUCUUGAGUGAGUGUCAGUUUGACCAUGUGUCUGUCGCUGUAGUCACCUCACCGUAAGUCGACCUUAAAUCAAUUAAAUGCAACCUGACAUUGUCAGAGCCCCUUCCCCACUGUCACUUUCUAUUACCUCUAUUAGUCACAUUAGGUCUAGAGUCUGACUUUAAUCCUUAUAGUGCCAUAAAAAGUAUUUGCCCCUUCCUGAUUUUCUCUAUUUUUGCAUAUUAUUACUGAUACUGAAUGUUAUCAGAUCUUCAACCAAAAUAUUAGAUAAAGGGAACCUGAGUUUACAAAUAACCAUUUUUUAAAAACUUAUUUUAUUUAUUUAAUUAACAAAGUUAUGCAACACCCAAUUCCCCUGUGUGAAAAAUGAAUUGCACCCUUACACUCAAUAACUAGUUGUUGCCUCCAGCGCCGGGAAGAUGGCUGCCGUUUUACAGCCCUCUAACCAAUUGUACUAUUAUGUGUGUUUUUCCGCGUUAUUUGUAAUUUAUUUUGUACAUAAUGUUUCUGCCAUCGUCUCUUAUAACCAAAAAGAGCUUCUGGAUAUCAGGACAGCGAUUACUCACCUCGCAUUGGACGAAGAUUUUUUCUUCAACGAGGCGGUCGCGAAGGAUAUCCUACAGACACCCGACAAGGCCCAGAUCCCCGUCAUUCGCGUGAGGAAGAGACAGAGAUAUCGCGGACGCAGAUCCGGGUGCCUUGUAAGGAUCCGACGGCGAGCGAGUAAACUGCCUCUCCCAUCAAUCCUACUAGCCAACGUUCAAUCUUUUGAGAAUAAAAUGGACGAGUUAAGAUUACGGUUAUCCUACCCAAAGACUCCAGCCACCCUAGUCAUAGACUGUUCUCUCUGCUACCGCACGGCAAGCGGUACCGGAGUGCCAAGUCUAGGUCCAAAAGACUUCUCAACAGCUUCUACCCCCAAGCCAUAAGACUCCUGAACAGCUAAUCAUGGCUACCCGGACUAUUUGCACUGCCCCCCCACCCCAUCCUUUUUACGCUGCUGCUACUCUGUUAAGUAUUUAUGCAUAGUCACUUUAACUCUACCCACAUGUACAUAUUACCUCAACUACCUCAACUAGCCGGUGCCCCCGCACAUUGACUCUGCAACGGUACCCCCCUGUAUAUAUAGCCUCCCUACUGUCACUUUAUUUUACUGUAUAUAUAGCCUCCCUACUGUCACUUUAUUUUACUUCUGCUCUUUUUUUCUCAACACUUUUUUUGUUGUUGUUUUAUUCUUACUUUUUUUGUUUAAAAUAAAUGCACUGUUGGUUAAGGGCUGUAAGUAAGCAUUUCACUGUAAUGUCUGCACCUGUUGUAUUCGGCGCAUGUGACCAAUAAAAUUUGAUUUGAUUUGAUUUAACUGGUUGUGCCACCUUAAGCUGCAAUGACUGCAACCAAAUGCUUCCUGUAGUUGAUGAUCAGUCUCUCACAUCACUGUGGAGGAAUUUUGGCCCACUCUUGCAUGCAUAACUGCUUUAACUCAGUGACAUUUGUGGGUUUUCAAGCAUGAACUGCAACAACAUCUCAAUUGGGAUUAGGUCUGGACUUUGACUAGGCCAUUCCAAAACUUCAACUGUGAUGCUUUUUAGCCAUUUUCAUGUAGACUUGAUUGUGUGUUUUGGAUCAUUGUUUUGCUGCAUGACCCAGCUGCACUUCAGCUUCAGCUCACAGACGGUUCCUUCUAUUAAGGCAAGUCAUCCAGGUCCUGAGGUAGCAAGGCAUCCCCAAACCAUCACACUACCGCCACCAUGCUUGACCGUUGGUAUGAGUUUCUUACUUUGGAAUGCAAUGUUUGGUUUUCGCCAGACAUAAUGGGACAUCUCGUCCAAAAAGUUGACUGAAGUUUGCCAAAAAAGCACAUGUAAGCACCUGGAUGAUCAUCAAGAUCCUUGGAAGAAUGUUCAAUGGACAGAUAAGUCAAAAGUAUCACUUUGUGGAUGACAUGGGUCCCAUAAUGCUUGGUGAAAACCACACACUGCAUUCCACAGUAAGAACCUUAUACCAACGGUCAUGCAUGGUGGUGGUAGUGUGAUGGUUUGAGGAUGCUUUGCUGCCUCAGGACCUGGAUGACUUGCCUUAAUAGAAGGAACCAUGAAUUUUGAUCUGUAUCAAAUAAUUCUACAGGAGAAUGUCAGGCCAUCCGUCUGUGAGCUGAAGCUGAAGCGCAGCUGGGUCAUGUAGCAUGACAAUGAUCCAAAACACACAAUCAAGUCUACAUGAAAAUGGUUCAAAAGCAAUAAUGUGAAGUUUUGGAAUAGCCUAGUCAAAGUCCAGACCCAAUUGAGAUGUUGUGGCAGGACUUGAAACGAGCUUUCCAUGCUUGAAAACCCACAAAUGUUGCUGAGUUAAAGCAGUUCUGCAUGCAAGAGUGGGCCAAAAUUCCUCCACAGCGACGUGAGAGACUGAUCAACAACUACAGGAAGCAUUUGGUUGCAGUCAUUGCAGCUAAAGGUGGCACAACCAGUUAUUGAGUGUAAGGGGGCAAUUACUUUUUCACACAGAGGAAUUGGGUGUUCCAUAACUUUGUUUAUAAAAUAAAUGAAAUGAGUAUGUAAUCGUUGUGUUAUUUGUUCACUCAGGUUCCAUUGAUCUAAUAUUAGGUUUUGGUUGAAGAUCUGAUAACGUUCAGUAUCAAAAAUAUGCAACAGUAGAUAAAAUUAGAAACGGGGCAAAUACUUUUUCACAGCACUGUACACGCACACACACACACACACACAGACUUGUCAAGGCUGUGAAGUAUUGUGCAAGACCAGGUAAUUGACUGCCUCAACAGAAGUAGUGUGGUGGUUACCUCAGAAACCAGACUUCAUUAAAACACCAGCCCCUCUACUCUCCCAUUCUCCCCUGUGCAUUAACUCUAACCAGCAGAAGGUAAGACCUCACUGAUGAGAUUCCUAGCCUUUCCUCUGAGUGCAGUGUAAGUGUUAAUGUGGUAUUUCCCUCUUAACUACCAUGCGUCUACACAUGUCUCAUUAUCGCCAGGCCUAUAAUAAUAGACUGGAGGAGAUGUGGAGGAGAUACAGCACUAGUCUGGCCAGCAUGAGAUGUAAAGCUGAUCACUGGUCAACUCUACCUGGCUGUGGUCUGACCUGGGCCACAUUCAGUACGCAAACGUUGUAGAACGUGGCAGAUAGAGAUGUCAUGAAAACAGUUGACAUUAUUCCAUAUCCUUUAUAAUUACUUAUUUACAUUUACAUUUUAGUAAUUUACCAGAUGCUUUUAUCCAGAGCGACUUACAGUUAGUGCAUUCAUCUUAAGAUAGCUAGGUGAGACAACCACAUAUCACAAUCAUAGUAAGUACAUUUCACCUCAAUAAAAUAAUAAUAAUUGGAAAAUGUGCUAUUUUGCAACCUUGUGCCCUUUCUGCAUGCGGGCUGCGCCUCUGACCUGUUUUAUCCUCCUCAAUCCAGUCAAUUACUAUGGGGGAAGUGCCUGGUAAUCUGCCCAAAUUUACAGUUUUAUUUAGAUUUAAGAGGUAAUCUGUUUUAGACUUAUUUUAGUCGUUGUGUGAUUGUUUAAGCUGAAAGUUGUGGAACGGUAUGUUAAAAGUGUUAUAGAAAGUAAAUGUAUUCUUCAUUCUGUUGUGUGUUCACCAGUGGGAGUGUGCAUGGUUCAUCAUCUUGUGCAGCACCUUCUCCCUGCUCCUCUUCUGGGCUUACUUCUGGUUGGAGGCCCACAAUGACUACAACCAAUUCAACUGGUGAGUGUAAACUAGUCCUUACCAGAGUGACUGUGAGCUGAGUUUGCACCAUGGUUUAUGUCCCCCAGAAGCACUCUCCUUUUUGAGCAGCUUUCAAUUAGUAAUAAAAUGUGUGCAUAUUUCAAUAUCUCCCAUCAGGGCUGGUCUGUUUCAUCCUCUUCUUAUCAAGGCACUGGUUCACCUUCCCCACCCUCUGUCUCUCUUUCAAAGGUUACUAUACAACCGUUCUGGGGAAUGGAAGGACGGCACUGUCCCCAUUCUCGCAACCAUCGCAGUUGGCUUUAGUUACAUUACAUUUUUAAUGGUGAGUAAGUUUCCCAUGUUUGGUUAAAUGCCUGUACACACAGUAAAGCACAUGUUGCUGCUGCAGAUUCAGUAAGAUCUAAACUGAUUGUGGCUCUGUUCGUUUCCAGAUUUUAGCACUUUGUCAUAUUUCACUGGGACAGCAGCUGAACCUCUACUGGAUCCAAAAGGUAGGCCUUCAAAUUAACUCUGACCUACUGAUGAGGAAAUGAAUACCAUGUUACUGUUAGCCCUGCAUAGGAAUUUGUAGAACAAAUCAAACUGUUGAUAUGUUGGUCCCCACAGAUUGGUGUGUCGGCUGCCUUGAUCACCGCUGUCAGCGGUGUGGUCUCCAUCAAUGAUGUGUGGGGGGACGAAUGGGACAUCAUUCUCAUAUCGCUACAGGUCUACAUCUCUAUUUUUCUGUUUCUCUACUAGUGUGUAUGUGUGUGUGUAAACAACUCCUGUCUUCCUGUGUUGUAAUUCAGUCCACAGGUCCUUUCCUGCACAUAGGAGCUCUGGCUGCUGUCACAGCACUGGGUUGGCUAGUCGCUGGACAUGUGAUCCGUGCAGGGAGAACCAGUAAGUAUUGGGUUGGCUUUUGAUUGGUUUCACUGUAACUCUAAUCAGGAUUCCUUUAAUACCAAUAUUAUACAUUAUUACAUUACUUCAUGAUUAUUAUCAUUAUAACCAUAAAGAUGUUUGAUAAUGAACAAUAAAUGCAGCAGCAGUCAGAAAUCUGGGACCUAAUGUCCUCACUCUAUGGUCUUCCUCCUUCCCAGAGUUCCACAUGAUAGUGCUGCUGGUCUACCUGAGUGUCCUACUGGUCCUCUACAUGUCUCCCCUCGCCAUCUCCUCACCCUGCAUCAUGGACAGGAACAGCCUCAAACCUCGGCCUGACGUCAUUGGAAGACGGGGGGCUCCAAUGGUGAGUCCGUGUCCCCCUACAGAAAUAUCUUCUUUCCCCCUACUCUCUAGCCACUUCAUGUAGAUCCUAAGGAAUUAUGCAAUAUAUUUGUAGCUGAGUGCUGAGACCUCACAUCCCAGCACAUUGUAAUGGUGGCUAGAGUUUACAAGCCCAUUGUACAAGAUAACUCCUGCACAUAAAAUUACCUCUCCACAUGUAGUCGGCUGCUAACCUAUUUCCUAUUUAUUUAAAGCUUAAAUAAUUUGUCUUUCCACCACUAGGUCAAAUGACUGUCAUCAGAUUUUAACAACACAUAAUAACCCAUUGUACCUCCUGUCUCUCUGUCUGUCCCUCUGUCUGUGUGUGUGUCCUGUGCUGUAGCUGGCGCCAGAGAACACCCUGAUGUCCUUCAACAAGGCCCUGCAGCAGGGGGUCAGCUCCCUGGAGGCCGACGUCACCGUCAGGUAACCAACCAAUAACCUAACUCUACCAUCCAAUAACCUAACCCCACCCCACCCCAGUACCUUAACGUUAGGAGUAAUGAGUUCUCUAUAGUAGACCGGUAACGACGGGUGGGCCUUUCUGUAGUGAAGCCAUAGCAACAUUCACAGCGUGUUAAAGGUUAGGGAGAAAAUCUAAACACCCCCAUUCUGACCCUGCCUUUGAUGUAGUCAACUUGUUUUAAGACCAUUUUAAUCUCACAUCCAUUCCUUUUCACUAGUGCAUUAUAGGCCUGUUAUUACAGGCCCAUUUUAGUACUCCCAUUGCCACAGAACCUCUUUAUUUUAUUUAUGAAAGCAGUGACAUAAAUGGCAGUGACAUAAAUGACAUAAGUGUUACUGGUUCAGUGAUGUAAGUCUGUGGUCCCACCUCUCCUCUGCAGUCUGGACGGGGUGCCCUUCCUGAUGCGAGACCGCACCCUGAGAAGGACCACUGACAUUGCCAAGGUCUUUCCUGACAGACAGCACGAGGACGCCUCUCUCUUCAAUUGGACAGAGAUUCGCUCUCUAAAUGCGGGGCAGUGGUUUUUGGAGGUACCCCCCCACCCCUCUCUCACUCCCUCUCACUGAGUAUCUGACUUUCUCCCUCCUUGUAUUGCUCUUUCUCUUAGUCUCUCCCCUUCUCUACCCCUCCUUCUCCCCACACCAAGUAUAUUUUUUCACUCCACUUUGCAUCACCUCAUCAAAUAAAAUACCUCUCUUCCAUAUCUGUCUCUCCAGAGCGACCCAUACUGGACAGUCGGGUCUCUGACAGGGAGGGACCGGAACCGAAUGGGGAACCUGACAGUGUGUAGCCUGGUAGAGAUGCUCCGCCUGGCAGCCAGGGCCAACCGCUCAGCCCUGUUAAACCUCCAUAGACCUCCCCCAGAACACCCACACUACAAGACCUGGAUCAUGGACACCCUGUGGGCUGUCCAGAGGUCUGGGAUAUCACAGAAGAGGGUAAGGUGGACUCUCCGUGUAUCUACAGUGGGGAGAACAAGUAUUUGAUACACUGCAGAUUUUGCAGGUUUUCCUACUUACAAAGCAUGUAGAGGUCUGUCAUUUUUAUCAUAGGUACACUUCAACUGUGAGAGACGGAAUCUAAAACAAAAAUCCAGAAAAUCACAUUGUAUGAUUUUUAAGUAACUAAUUUGCAUUUUAUUGCAUGACAUAAGUAUUUGAUCACCUACCAACCAGUAAGAAUUCCGGCUCUCACAGACCUGUUAGUUUUUCUUUAAGAAGCCCUCCUGUUCUCCACUCAUUACCUGUAUUAACUGCACCUGUUUGAACUCGUUACCUGUAUAAAAGACACCUGUCCACACACUCAUUCAAACAGACUCCAACCUCUCCACAAUAGCCAAGACCAGAGAGCUGUGUAAGGACAUCAGGGAUAAAAUUGUAGACCUGCACAAGGCUGGGAUGGGCUACAGGACAAUAGGCAAGCGGCUUGGUGAGAAGGCAACAACUGUUGGCGCAAUUAUUAGAAAAUGGAAGAUGUUCAAGAUGACGGUCAAUCACCCUCGGUCUGGGGCUCCAUGCAAGAUCUCACCUCGUGGGGCAUCAAUGAUCAUGAGGAAGGUGAGAUUUCAGCUAAGAACUACAUGGCAGGACCUGGUCAAUGACCUGAAGAGAGCUGGGACCACAGUCUCAAAGAAAACCAUUAGUAACACACUACGCCGUCAUGGAUUAAAAUUCUGCAGCGCACGCAAGGUCCCCCUGCUCAAGCCAGCGCAUGUCCAGGCCCGUCUGAAGUUUGCCAAUGACCAUCUGGAUGAUCCAGAGAAGGAAUGGGAGAAGGGCAUGUGGUCUGAUGAGACAAAAAUAGAGCUUUUUGGUCUAAACUCCACUCGCCGUGUUUGGAGGAAGAAGAAGGAUGAGUACAACCCCAAGAACACCAUCCCAACCGUGAAGCAUGGAGGUGGAAACAUCAUUCUUUGGGGAUGCUUUUCUGCAAAGGGGACAGGACGACUGCACCGUAUUGAGGGGAGGAUGGAUGGGGCCAUGUAUCGUGAGAUCUUGGCCAACAACCUCCUUCCCUCAGUAAGAGCAUUGAAGAUGGGGUCGUGGCUGGGUCUUCCAGCAUGACAACGUCCCGAAACACACAGCCAGGGCAACUAAGGAGUGGCUCCGUAAGAAGCAUCUCAAGGUCCUGGAGUGGCCUAGCCAGUCUCCAGACCUGAACCCAAUAGAAAAUCUUUGGAGGGAGCUGAAAGUCUGUAUUGCCCAGUGACAGCCCCGAAACCUGAAGGAUCUGGAGAAGGUCUGUAUGGAGGAGUGGGCCAAAAUCCCUUCUGCAGUGUGUGCAAACCUGGUCAAGACCUACAGGAAACGUAUGAUCUCUGUAAUUGCAAACACAGGUUUCUGUACCAAAUAUUAAGUUCUGCUUUUCUGAUGUAUCAAAUACUUAUGUCAUACAAUAAAAUGCAAAUGAAUUACUUAAAAAUCAUACAAUGUGAUUUUCUGGAUUUUUGUUUUAGAUUCCGUCUCUCACAGUUGAAGUGUACCUAUGAUAAAAAUUACAGACCUCUACAUGCUUUGUAAGUAGGAAAACCUGCAAAAUCGGCAGUGUAUCAAAUAUUUGUUCUCCCCACUGUAUCUGUCACUGAAUCCUUAGCAACAUUGGUAGAGAUGUGUGAAUCAAAAAGCAGGUCCAGUCUCUUACCCUAUGUCUUGUGUUCUGUGGUUCUUUAGGUGACGUGGACUCCGGACACAGACAGGGGGCGUGUCAGGGGGCUGCAGCAGACCUCCUUGAAGAAACUGUCAGUGGAGGAGCUCAGACACAGGGGCAUCAGCAGCCUCACCCUGCGCUACUCACAGGCCAGCAACAAGGAAAUUCAGUGAGCCAGACCUACUGUUACUCUCAAACUCUAACCCUAACCAUUCACCUGCUGUGAUUGUCCAAAAUGUUAUCUGGGAGGUCCAAACAUGUUAUCUAAAAAGUCCCAAGAAUCUUAUCUUAAUCCCUAACCCUAACCUCACCCUGCGUUACGGUUACUCACAGGCCAGCACGUCCAAUAAACUAUUAAUCUUUGUAGGGACUUCCUGGCGAACAACAUGAGUGUGACACUGUACCCGGUGAACGAGCCGUGGCUCUACUCAGUGCUGUGGUGCAGCGGAGUGCCUUCUGUCUCCUCCGACGCCCCCCAGGUCCUCCGCAAGGUGCCUUACCCCAUCUGGCUCAUGGUAAGAAUCUCCGUCUACACCACUUCAUUGCAAUAACUACACUUUUAGUACAGUAUAGCCAUAUGGAAUGUACCCAUGAGUGUAACAGUCAAUUUUUAUAUGACUGGGUACCCUUUUUACCUGCUACACUACAGAGGCAAGGCAACACAGAGAGGCUGGGGACCGCAGGGGAGAGUAAAGAUAGUGACUAGGGAACAGCAGAAUAGCUGGGUAAGAGUGAAGUGAGGCAUGGGGACACAGCAGCAAACUUGGGCACAGUGAGGGUCUAGAGUACGACAAGACACUACCAGGGCACAACCAGACCGAAGGACACAGCUCGAGACUAGGACAUAGAACUCAAGUAGUUUCAUUCAUGUUCUGAUCCUCAUCGCAUGUUCAUCAUGAUGAGAGGUACAGUAUAUUUGUGGUGAUGCUGCUGUCUAGUGGUGGAUGUUGGUUCUGAACAGCUCUUCUUGUUUACAGAGCCCAAAUGAAUACUGCUUGGUCUGGAUCACCUCAGAUCUUGUCUCCAUCGCCAUAGUUACAGGAAUAUUCAUCUUUCAAAAGUAAGUACCCAUUUUCCAUUAUGAUCAAACCAUUCACUUGGCUGUGAAUGGUUGUGCAUUUGCAGCAUACGUUUUAAGGAAUGAACCCCUCACCCUCACACUUUUGAAUAUUUCGAGAGUAUUGCAAUAACAAUGCAAAGUUCUCUACUACACUGAUCCCCGAUGAAAGCUGGUUUGCACACACUUCAGUGAUAUGUCUGCUCUGCUCCAUUGUCUAGUCUGAUGUACAAGUGUUUCUCAGGACUGUUAUGUAAAUGUAAAGGUCUGUGUGUGCUGAGCUUUGUGUUGCAUAGCCUUCUGCUUCUAAACUGACAGUUCUGCUCUUUACCUUUCACUGCGCUCUCUCUUUUUCUUCUCCUCCUCGUCUGUCAAUUUCUCUCCUUCUGUUUGUCCAUAUCAUAUUUUUUUCUUAUGUCCUCUUUCAUUCCCUCCUCUCUCUCGUUCUGCCCUAUUUGUCCUCUGUUCUGCCUGAUCUGCAUGCUACGUUUCUCUGCUGCACUCUGGCGUCUGUCAGCUAUCACUUGAUCAGGUAACUGGGGUGACUCUCAUGGCCCAUGUUGCUUUCUUGUUUUCUGUUUUCUGUCCUUGUGCUUCACUUGUGUCUGAAGCUCUAAAGCUUGUACUCAGUGUACACUAUGUUUCAUUUUGCUCGAUAUGUAUUCAUCAAUAUGUAUUAAUCAAUAUCUAUUCAUCAAUAUGUAUUCAUCAUUUGACAUUUGACUCUGAAUGUGUCUCUGACGGUGUGGCGUCGCCCUGUCAGAUGGAGGAUGAGUGGAAUGCAAAACUACAACCCAGAACAGAUCAUGCUGAGUGCUGUGACGCGCCGGCCCAGCCGAGACGUCAACAUCAUGAAGGAGAAACUCAUAUUCUCAGGUACGUAAAUAAAUCAAAUAUAAUACAGGCAUUUAGCAGACGCUUUUAUCCAAAGCAACUGACACAUACAGUAUAAUCAGUAUGUAGCCCAUGCAUGUAUCAAACCCACAACCCUGAUGUUGCCAGCAUGUAUUCUCCAACUAACCCACUGAAUCAAAUCAAGAAUGGAAAAGAGUGAGGGUCAAAGUUCAACUCUUCUUUUUUCUCUCCUUUUUUAGAGGUAAGCAAUGGAGUAACCAGUACAGAUGAACAUUUAUAUCCAGAGAAUGGCUACGACAUUGGGCAGUACAAGUGAGCUGUGUCUGUAUACCUGGAGAAUGGCCAGGCCAAUGGGCAGUUCAGAUGAACUGCCUCUAUAUCCUGAGAAUGGCUAUGCCAACGUGCAAUACAGAUGAGUUGUCUCUGUACCGGUUUGAGCUGGUUGUGCCAACUACACUUAUGACGGCAUCACAUGGUGACUGCAACAGACAGAAUCACAAUGGCUGCUACUGUAAACUUGGAUGUUUCCGCCAACAUGUUAGAACUUUGAACUUUUAAAAGUUCUGAAUGUUCAAUGUUUUGAAGACUGUUGACCUACUUGCUGGAGUGACCUUUUUAAAAGUUGUAUUUCAAGCUCUGAAGGAUCAUGGGAUGUUUUUUCUUCGCAACUGUACAUUUUUGUAAAUAUUAGUUUUUGUUUUUCAGUUAUUUUAUUUUCCCUCUGAGAGGAUUGUCAUGGUUUGGAGUUCUGAAUAGUAUGCUAUUAUAAGACUGAAUUCACUCUCAUGAGGAGUAGUGUGUGUCCUCUCCUAUCGAUGUGUGAAGGACAUUUUGCAUCAUUGGGAAUGUACACUGUUCUUGCAUUGUGGUCAUACAGGGAUGCACAUGAAGAGCAUUUAAUAGUCAACAUAGUCCAUGUUGUAAUCAUAUUUUCUCUGCCUAUUCUGUCAUGCCAUUAUUGGUUUGCUUUAGGUUGAAGUUAUUAUAUCCUUA